CACGCCCCCCGGACGCUGCUCCCCGGCCUCCUCCUUCCUUUACGCUAAGAAAGGAGAAAGUAAGGGCAAGAAGGAGCAGCACACGCAGGAGAAAACGCGAGACGAGACGAGACGAAAGGGAGAGAGCCGGCCCAGCCACCAUGGCAGCAUCCACCGCCUCUCCGCUCCCGAUCGCGUCCGAGCACCGCGCACCUCCACCCGGGUCGAGCACGGCACGGAGUCCGCAGGCGCACGACGGCACGCAGUUCGGUUCGGAUGAAUGAGGAGCCAGCUGGGGGGCAAACAUGAGGGUCAUCUUCAUCCAGAACGCCGGUUUCGUCGCAGCCUUCUCGCCUGGUAGAUGUUUUAGGAGCACAGAUGAUGAGCCCCAAAUUAGACGCAAACAUCAUCGGUCGGUCAUUGAGGAGUAGCCUCCUUCAUGGAUGGAUUAUUGCAGGUUGAAAUGAUCAGCUCAAUUCAUAUUAUUAUACAUUAUUGACCGUAUCCAAUGAUAUGUAUGUGGUUAUUAUAGGCAGAUGAUGUCCUUUUUGUAGACUUUUUAUGCAAUCAUCAGCAAGACAAUCUGGAAAGGUUUCCACGUUGACAAAUAUGACAAAGUAGCUUGCGCGUUAUUCCUAGUAAUUUAUGUAUUUAUUACUAUUAUUAGGCCUAUAAGUAUUACUGUAUAUGAAUUCUCGUAUUGCUAGCUGGGGUGACUUUUAUUUAGAAACAAGUUAGCUGAGAUGGCUUACUUAGCUCGCCGCCCCGAGGCUCCCAGAGGUCCAACCUGUGCGCCCAAACCCGCCGGGGCUGACCCCCGCCGCUCCCCCUCGCUCGCCGGAAGCUCACCCGAGGAGACCCGGAACCCGGGCGUGAAGAAACACCACCACAAGCACAACCUGAAGCACCGCUACGAGCUGCUGGAGACUCUGGGGAGGGGGACGUACGGCAAAGUCAAGAAGGCCAUUGAACGCCACUCCGGCAGAGAGGUGGCCAUCAAGUCCAUCCGGAAGGAGAAGAUCAAAGACGAGCAGGACAUGGUUCACAUCCGCCGCGAGAUCGAAAUCAUGUCGUCCCUCCGCCACCCGCACAUCAUCUCUAUAUACGAAGUGUUUGAGAACAAGGACAAGAUUGUCAUCGUCAUGGAGUACGCCAGCAAGGGUGAGCUGUACGACUACAUCAGCGAGCGCCGGCGCCUGAGCGAGCGAGAGACGCGACACUUCUUCAGGCAGAUAGUCUCCGCUGUACACCAUUGCCAUAAGAAUGGCGUGGUCCACAGGGAUCUGAAACUGGAAAAUGUGCUACUGGAUGAAAACUGUAAUAUUAAGAUUGCUGACUUUGGCCUGUCCAACCUGUACCACAAAGACAAGCUUCUGCAAACCUUCUGCGGCAGCCCGCUGUAUGCUUCACCAGAGAUUGUCAACGGGAGGCCGUACCGCGGGCCAGAGGUGGAUAGCUGGGCUCUGGGGGUGCUGCUGUACACGCUGGUGUAUGGAACCAUGCCGUUUGACGGCGACGACCACAAGAACCUCAUUCGGCAGAUUAGCAACGGCGACUACAAGGAACCCACACAAUCCUCAGAUGCGAGGGGACUGAUUCGCUGGAUGCUAAUGGUGAACCCCGAGCGCCGCGCCACCGUGGAGGAUAUCGCCAACCACUGGUGGGUAAACUGGGGCUGGAAGAACAGCGUGUGCGACUGCGAUGCCCAGCGCGACCACGGCAGCUCGCCCAUGCUGGCCCGCUUCAUCGACUGGCAGAACCGCACUGAGCCACGCGGUCCUGCCGCCAGACUCGCUGCCGUGCCCCAGCUAUUGCUGCGCCAGAGACCAAAGAAGUCCAAGAAGGAAAACAUGGAGGAAGGAGGUCAGGUGCAUGGUGGGGGCGAGGACAAACCAGGUCUGAAAAGACCUAAAGGCAUCCUGAAGACCAGAGUGGCCGAGGAGCAGCAGUCUGCCCGGCUGGAGGAGGGCCAGCUGGGCCAGACGGCGGCAGCUGAGCAAGCUGAAGGUGCAGGAGACGCCUUCCGUCCAGAUCAACACGAAGAGGAGCCCAUUUUCGGAGGAAGCUCGCCUGCAAAGAUGGUGCCCACCCUGCCCAAAAAAGGCAUCUUGAAGAACAACCAACAGCGGGAAUCAGGCUACUACUCCUCCCCCGAGCGGAGCGAGUCUUCUGAGCUGCUGGGCGGAGCCACCAUGACGCUGCUCGCCACCUCGCCGCCCAGGAGAGCCAUGGGAAGAAAGGGCAUCCUGAAGCGCAACGGCAAGUACUCCACCUACGGCGGACCCUCGUCUGCCGCAGCCGUGACCGCCGCCGGAGCCGUCGUGGAGCCCCCGAACCCGGCCGACUCUGGCCUGUCACGCAGUCAGAGCCGCCCCUCCAGCAUGGUCGGGGAGGACAGCUCAAUGCUGUCACCCGGCAGCGAUGGCGCCGAGUGGCAUUCCUCCACGCCGCACCUCCGCCCCAACAUCCGGGCCUGCGUGUCGGCCGAGAACCUGCUGCACUUGGCCAACUUCAAAAGCUUCCAGGCCACGCCCCCUGCGCUCCAGGCACCCAAGUUUGGACGUACCCCCAAAACAAAAGGCUCCCCGACGGACAAUGGCAGCUUCUCCUUGCUGGGGGACCUGGAGGACAUGACUCAGGUGUACCAGCAAGCCCUGGACAUCAGCAGCAACCUGAACUAGCACACAAACAGGGAAAGCGUGUGUGUGUGUUUAGGAGGCAUUAACGACCAGUGUGUUACUGGGAAUACAAUACGUGUUGGGCUGACAUCUUAAUGGAAACGAGAGGUUUACCCACACACACACGCACACACACACACACACACACACAGGUGCACGUCUCAGGCCAGUGAAAUUCCGGCAGGGCUUUUAGUGAACAGGAUGGAGAGGAGAGCUGGCAGCCACACAACCACGCCACCCAAGUGUGUGUGCGUGUGUGUGUGUGUGUUCCACUUUGCCACUUCCCAGCGUUCCCACAUGUUUACAUAUCCAAGCAAAAGCGGAGAACGCCAGCCAUUCAGAGUUUACAAAAGCACCUUUGAUGAAAAAACACAGAGCACAUAUUUUGUCAUCUUAUUAUGUUGGUCAGAAAGAAACAAACCAGGGUCAUAUUCAAAACGUUGAUGAUUAUUUAUUAGUAUUUGUGUCACUUUUUUCAAUUUUGUGUGCAAAACUUGAUGUUGGGUGUCAGUUGUUACUGGAGUCCCAACUCUUUGGGUGGAACUGACAUAUACAAUAAUAUUAAUGACUAUUAUUAUUAAAGAUACACAGUCAGCAUGUACAGUAUAUGUAAGUAUGCAUGGAAACAUGUUGGCAGUUAUAUUCUCGCAAAAGUGCAUACUCGGAGUAGGAAUUGCAGAAUUACUUAUGAUAUGAUACUAUUGCGAUUUUUCCAACAAUACUGAUAUAAUGAUACAAUGUUUGCAUAUCAUACAUACAUUAUACUAUCUAUGAUACUCUACCUGUAUCACAACACAGUAAUUCAUGAGCGAUACCAUGUGCGAUACCCUGCUACAGCAAUUAAAGGACACGCUUCAGAAAAUGUUGAUAUCACGAUACAUCAAUUGUGUGAUAUCGCUGAAGAAAAUCACAUGCAACAUGUCACAAUAUCUUUAAUCUUCAAGCCUAAUCUAAUGCAACCGUGAUACAAUAAUACACAAUUCAUAACCAUCGCAUGGUAUCAUACAAGAAAGGGUAUUUUUCAAAAUACCGAUAUCACAGUGAAUGUGAUGUAUAUAUCACUAGAAAACAUAUGACGAUAUCAGAAAAAUUUUAUUUUUCCAACAUUACUGAUACAAUGAUUCUGCCAUGUGAGGGAAAAAAUCCAUGCAUGAUACAUCAUGAUAUUGAUGGAACUGGGAAAGUGAAUGACACGUCACAAUAUUGUAACCGUUUCAACGAUACCAAUAUUAGAAGAAAGGGUAUUUUCCAACCUUACGUCAACGUAUUUUCCUGUACAUAACUGAAAUUGGGUAUUUUUCCAACAAUACCGAUAUCGUGACACAACAAAUUCAUGCAUUAUACAUCAUGAUAUCAAUGUAACACAUAAAGUUUCAAUAUGGCGAUACAGUAGUUGUGCGAUAUACAUUUUGGAAGGAAAACACAUUGCGAUACCGAAACACACCAAUAUCACAAUGCAGGAAUAUUGUCCAUCACAUUUUCCAACAAUACGGAUAUUGCAAUUGAAAACCGCAUGAUACAUUACGAUAUCUGCCAUACCGAUGUCACGAUAAGAACACCACUUACAGGAGAGUCACAUGUUGAGAAGUCAAAAGUGACCAUGAAUUGUGGUAUCGGACCUCGACGAUAUCUAUCGAUACGAUACAGGAAGAUGCGUAGGACAUACAUAUAUCCGUGGGAAGUGCCUUUGUGUUUAGGAUUGGUAAACCAAAAAAGAUGGAUGUCCUUUCCCGCCAAGCCAAGUGUGGUCCAGCGCAGAGCAGCUGCCCCCUGCUGGUGUGGAGCUGCUGUUCAUGUCGCUUUGUUCCGUUUGCCAUGAAGAGAGCCAAGAAGCACAUUUUGGACAUGGCUCGCCGUGUACACUGGGCCACCGUGUCAAGUAUUGUUUGUGUUUGAGAGGAAGUUGAUUUGGGAGGAAUAGAGAGAGCGAGAGAGAGAGAGGAGGCGGGCCGGGAUUUCAAGCUGGAAGUAACGUGGAAGUUUGGAUGUUUUUAUGUUCGGGAGCAGUGCUGUUCAACAGGCGGCCCGCAGGCCAAUACAUCCCUAAAUACAGUAGAGUGCUCCUGUCAUUGACAGGAUCUUUGAGUCGCGUUUUUGCUGUAAAUGCCUAAAAACAACACAUAAAGAUCUUUGACUAAUUUUUGCAUGAGGCCCUUAAAAGCAGGAGCUUGCCCCAUUAUUAGAGGAUCUUUGACUAGUUUUUGCUGUAGAUUCCUAAAAACAGCAAAGUCCCUGUGUCACAUAGAGGAUCUCCGGCUAGUAUUUUUUUGCAUUGUUUUGCAUUAUCCUCUAACUAGCUUCUAACUGGAGUAGGUCCUUAAAGAGAGCAGAGCAUCCUGUUGUGGGUUUUGUCACAUAGAGGAUCUUUGACAGGAUUUUUUGGUAAUUGGUCCUUAAUAACAGCAAAGUAAUCCUUUCAUAUUUUGGACUAUUUUUUUGCAUCCAAUUUCUCAACACAGCAUAGCCGUGUCACAUAGUAGAUAUUUGGCUAGUUUAUUUGCAGUAAGUUCUUUAAAACAGCACAGUGCUCCUGUCAUUUCAAGGAUCUUUGACUAGAGUCCUAGUGUCACAAGGAGGAUCUUUGACAAGCUUUUUUGCCAUAGGGCCUUAAAAACAGCAGGGCACUCCUGUCACAUAGAUGAUCUCUGACUAGCAUUACACUGGGGAACAAUAUUUUUUCAACUUUCUGUUGCAUUGGAUUUUUUAACUGAUUCUGAAUGAUUUUUAGGUGCUGAUUUCAAAUCUGAAAUUAGUUUUUCUCCAUAAGCUCUAGUUUUCAUGCAAUUUGAGAUAGAUGAAAUAGUCUAAAUAUAUGAACUUACGUAACCCAAAUCUAUGCGUUUUGAGAUUAUAUACAUAGAUUCCAUUCCUGUUCCAGUUUUCAAAGGUUUGCCUUCAUUAAACGAUAAAGACAUUGGACAUGAUACGAACGAGGAAGACAGUUGUGACAAUGAAUUGCCAGAAACUGAUCCGAGGAAUGUUCUUCAGAGACUGAAUCUCCCCCAGUCCCCAAGCCUCUUCCCCAAACUGAACUGAAUGACUUAGUUCGGGAUUUAGGUCUUUCAAAGAAAGCAGCUGAGCUUUUGGCAUCAAGAUUACAAGGCAAAAAUCUUGUUGAUCACACUGUUAAAGUGUCAUAUUACAGAAAGCGCGACCAGCUUUUUGUGACCUUCUUUUCUGAAGACAGACAGUUUGUUUACUGCCAUGAUAUCCCAGGUCUUCUCAAAGAACUGGGUGUUCCUCACUAUGAUCCAACUGAAUGGCGGCUCUUUAUAGACAGUUCUAAACGCAGUCUCAAAUGUGUUCUUUUGCAUAAUGGCAAUGUUUACGGGGCAGUGCCUGUAGGUCAUUCAGUUCAUCUGCGGGAAGACUAUGAUGACAUCAGAAUGGUCAUGGAAUUCUUAAAAUAUGGUGAGCACAACUCGAUCAUUUGUGUAGACUUGAAAAUGGUAAACUUCCUUCUUGGUCAACAGAAAGGUUUCACCAAGUUUUCAUGUUUCCUCUGCAUGUGGGACAGUCGAGCACGAGACAGACACUGGGUCCAGAAGGACUGGCCUGUUCGUGAAACCCUUGAAGCAGGCAUGCCAAAUAUCACACAUGACCCAAUUGUUGACAGAGAUAGGAUCAUCUUUCCUCCUCUGCACAUCAAACUAAGUUUGAUGAAACAAUUUGUCAAGGCACUGGAUACCGAAGGUGAAUGUUGUCGUUCGAGAAGAUCAAAGCAGGUGUGUUUGAUGGCCCACAGAUUCGAACCCUCAUUCGUGAUGAUCAGUUUGUUGCCAAGAUGACCGCCUUGGAGAGGGCAGCAUGGUUAUCCUUUGUGGCAGUCGUUUAGAACUUCCUUGGAAACAACAAGGCAGAGAACUACAAUGAACUUGUGAACAGAAUGCUCCUCGCUUUUCGUGCUCUCAGGUGCAACAUGAGCAUCAAGCUUAUUUCUUGAACAGCCACCUUGACCAGUUCCCUGAAAACCUGGGGGCUGUGAGUGACGAACAAGGAGAGCGGUUCCACCAAGACCUAAAGAUCAUGGAAGAACGCUACCAAGGUCGCUGGGACAAAAGUAUGAUGGCCGACUACUGCUGGAGUAUUAAACGAGAUUGCCCAGAUGAAGUGUACAAACGCAAAAGUUACAAACGCAAAUUCCUGCCUGACUAAAAUACUGUACUGACAGAAAGUGAUAAGCGUUAUUAGCUGUGAUUGACUCUUAUCUGAAGAACGUUGUAAAUUAUGCUUAUUUCACGUUGCGAUAAAGACUGUUUUCUGAGAAACGCUUCCAGAAAAACAUAUGGCACUUCUAACAAUGGUGUACUUUAAUCUAAAAUCACAUUUUAAUGUUCUGUUUCUUUUGCCUUGUUAAAUAUACUGAUUUGUGGCUGACAUUGCAAUAUCCUAUAAUAAUGCUCGAUUUUUUUCUAUUUUUAAUAAAAAUUAAAGAUUGCAUAAAAUCUGUAGCUUGCAGAAAAAAACUAACUUCAGAUUUGAACUCAGCACACUUAAAUUGACUAAAAACAAGUCUUACUUUAAAUGCAACAUUUUGAGUGUUCCCCAGUGUUAUCCAAACUUAGUUGGAAGGAAGGUUUUUAAGUGAUUGAAAGGUCUUGUAGGUAGAUUGUAGAAUGUGGAAAAGGAGAGUGGAAGGUUUUUGUUUGCGAACCAAAGAUGUGGAUGAAGUUUUGACGUCAUUCAUGUGAGCCGUGCGCUUUUUGUUCUUCUUUACGCCUGCUGUUGAUGCGGCUUGGCUUGGCUUGACGGGGAAGACAAAAACACAAGAAAACAAAAUGGGAGACGGGUGAUUGAUAUCAUCCUAAAAAUGUCAGGAAAAUCAUUCCCAUGUUGGAUGAGAGUGCGGGUGUGAAGGAAGAAAAGCUCUGAGUAUUGUAUUGCCUUUUUUUUUCCUAUUGCAUUUUUUUAUUGUCAACUGGAUUUACAGUGAUUUAAUUAUACUAUGUUAGUAUUUUUCUUUUAUUACGCUUUUUGAUUUUUACAAAAUAUAAGCAAUU
Molecule: messenger RNA, 7657 nt
Organism: Doryrhamphus excisus (bluestripe pipefish)
Lineage: Eukaryota; Metazoa; Chordata; Actinopteri; Syngnathiformes; Syngnathidae
Gene: nuak1b
Product: NUAK family, SNF1-like kinase, 1b
Biological process (GO): intracellular signal transduction; microtubule cytoskeleton organization; protein phosphorylation
Cellular component (GO): cytoplasm
Molecular function (GO): ATP binding; tau-protein kinase activity
Source: RefSeq, a predicted model, not a curated record